CGGCCAUGAAGGUGGUGAACCUGAAACAGGCCAUCCUGCAAGCCUGGAAGGAGCGAUGGAGCGACUAUCAGUGGGCCAUAAAUAUGAAGAGGUUUUUCCCUCGUGGAGCUACCUGGGACAUCCUCAACCUGGCAGAGGCUCUUCUCGAGCAGGCCAUGAUCGGGCCGUCGCCGAACCCACUCAUCUUGUCCUACCUGAAAUACGCUAUCAGCUCCCAGAUGGUGUCUUAUUCCACGGUCCUGACGGCCAUCAGCAAGUUUGAUGACUUCUCCCGCGACCUGUGUGUCCAGUCACUGCUGGAGAUCAUGGACAUGUUCUGCGACCGCCUCAGCUGCCAUGGCAAAGCAGAGGAGUGCAUUGGCCUCUGCCGGGCGCUGAUGAGUGCCCUCAACUGGCUCCUGCGCUGCGCGGCCUUCUACGCCGAGAAGGUGAAGGAAACGCUGGAGCAGGUGGCAGCUGAGAGCCAGCUGAAGAUGUGUCUGGAGCGGCUGGCGAAGAUGCUCAGCAGCACCAAGAACCGCGCCCUGAUUCACAUCGCGAAGCUGGAGGAGACAUCCUCCUGGAGCACUGUGGAGCAGUCCCUCGUCAAGCUGGGGGAGAACCUGAACAGCCUCAGCAGCUCCCCGCUGCGAAGCCAGGCUGAUGACUGCAUCUCCCUCAUCAAGAGCAUCCCCACCAUGCUCUCAGUCCACUCGGAGCAGCUGAACAAGACCGGCUUCCCCACUGUGCAUGCCGUGGUGCUGCUGGAGGGAACCAUGAACCUCACAGGAGAGACCCAGCCGCUGGUGGAGCAGCUGAUGAUGGUGAAGAGGAUGCAGCACAUCCCCUCCCCGCUCUUUGUGCUGGAGAUCUGGAAGGCCUGUUUUGUGGGCCUCAUCGAGUCCCCGGAAGGCACGGAGGAGCUGAAGUGGACAGCCUUCACCUUCCUGAAGAUCCCCCAGGUCCUGGUUAAACUCAAGAAGUAUCCCCAAGGGGAGAAGGACUUCACCGAGGAGUUGAACUGUGCCUUCGAGUGCCUGCUGAAGCUGACCCCUCUGCUUGACAAAGCAGAUCAGCGAUGCAACUGCAACUGCAUGAAUCUGCUCCUGCAGGAGUGCAGCAAGCAGGGGCUGCUUUCAGAGGCCAACAUGACCAACCUGAUUGCCAAACGAGCAGCGGACAGAGAACAUGCUCCGCGCUUGAAAUCGGCAGAGAACGCCAACAUCCAGCCAAACCCAGGGCUCAUCCUGAGGGCCGAGCCAACUGUCACCAACAUCCUGAAGACCAUGGAUGCGGAUCACUCCAAGUCCCCUGAGGGCUUGCUGGGGGUCUUGGGUCAUAUGCUGUCUGGGAAGAGCCUGGACUUGCUGCUGGCAGCGGCAGCAGCGACCGGCAAGCUGAAAUCCUUUGCUCGGAAGUUCAUCAAGCUGAAUGAAUUCACGAAGCACAUCACCGGAGAAGGCUCCAAAGGAGCCUCGGUUCGGGCCCUGCUCUUCGACAUCUCUUUCCUCAUGCUGUGCCAUGUGGCCCAGACCUAUGGCUCGGAGGUGAUCCUGUCGGAGUCGAACCCUGCGGAUGAGGUGCCCUUCUUUGAGACCUGGAUGCUGACCUGCAUGCCUGAGGAGGGGAAAAUCCUUAACCCCGACCACCCCUGCUUCCGCCCUGACUCCACCAAGGUGGAAUCCCUGGUUGCCCUCCUCAACAACUCCUCUGAGAUGAAGCUGGUGCAGAUGAAGUGGCAUGAGGCAUGUCUGAGCAUCUCAGCUGCCAUCCUGGAGAUCCUCAAUGCCUGGGAGAAUAGCGUCCUCACCUUUGAGUCAAUCCAGAAAAUCACAGACAACAUCAAGGGGAAGGUGUGCAGCAUGGCGGUGUGUGCGGUGGCCUGGCUGGUGGCCCAUGUCCGCAUGCUGGGCUUGGAUGAGCGGGAGAAGUCCCUGCAGAUGAUCCGGCAGCUGGCCACCCCCCUGUACAGCGAGAACACCCUGCAGUUCUACAAUGAGCGCGUGGUGAUCAUGAGCUCCAUCCUGGAGCACAUGUGCGCAGACGUCCUGCAGCAAACAGCCACGCAGAUCAAGUUCCCCUCCACGGGCAUGGACACCAUCCCCUACUGGAACCUGCUGCCCCCCAAGAAGCCCAUCAAGGAGGUGCUGACAAGUGUCUUCACCAAGGUGCUGGAGAAGGGCUGGGUUGACAGCCGCUCCAUCCACAUCUUCGACACCCUGCUGCAUAUGGGGGGGGUCUACUGGUUCUGCAACAACCUGGUCAAGGAGCUGCUGAAGGAGACGCGGAAGGAGCACACGCUGCGAGCUGUGGAGCGGCUCUAUGCCAUCUUCUGCCUGGACAUGCAGCAGCUGACGCUGACCCUGCUGGGCCACAUCCUGCCCAACCUGCUCACAGACUCCUCCAAGUGGCACACCCUCAUGGACCCGCCGGGAAAGGCCCUGGCCAAGCUCUCCGUCUGGUGUGCCCUGAGCUCCUACUCCUCCCACAACAAGGGCCAGGCAUCCACCAGGCAGAAGAAGAGGCACCGAGAGGAUAUUGAGGAUUACAUCAGCCUGUUCCCACUGGACGACACGCAGCCCUCCAAGCUCAUGCGCCUGCUGAGCUCCAACGAGGAAGACGCCAACAUCCUCUCCAGCCCCACAGAUCGCUCAAUGAGCAGCUCGCUCUCCGCCUCCCAGCUUCACACCGUCAGCAUGAGGGACCCACUCAACAGGGUGCUAGCAAACCUCUUCCUGCUCAUCUCUUCCAUCCUGGGGGCCAAGACGGCUGGAACCCACACCCAAUUUGUCCAGUGGUUCAUGGAGGAGUGCGUGGACUGCCUGGAGCAGGGCAGCCGCGGCAGCAUCCUCCAGUUCAUGCCCUUCACCAUGGUUUCAGAGCUGGUGAAAGUGUCCACCAUGUCCAGUCCCAAAAUUGUCCUGGCCAUCACGGAUCUCAGCCUUCCCCUGGGCCGCCGUGUCGCUGCCAAGGCCAUCGCUGCGCUGUGAGUGGGGCACACCUCCCUUCUGCCGUGCAGGAGAGGGAAAUCUGUGAGAACCUGGAUGCUGGGCUGGGACUGGGAUGCCGGGGACAGCCUCUCCGUCACUGGCCUGGCCCUGCCCGAGGUCUGCAUCCCCUUGCUGCCUCGUGAUGGGCUUUUGGAGACCGAGACAACCCCCUGCUUUUUAUCUAUAAUUAAUUCAGUCCUUUUGUAGAACCAGGCUGUGCUUUAUUUCUGUUUGGUUUCCUGACUGCAGCCCAGGGCCCUGGGGCUCCCCAAAACCCUCACCUCAGGGAGGGCUUGAUAGUGGGGGUGAUGGGAGAGUAAGUGGCCAAGACCUGUGCUGGGCAGGGGAGGGAAAUCGCACUCACUCUGUCCCUACCCCCCUUGCCCUGACCCUGGAGAAGCCCGGGAGGGCGGUGGGUUGCUCAUGAUGCUCCGUUUGGGGAGCGGGUGCCCGUGUUGGGCCAGCUGCAGAUG
This is a messenger RNA of Egretta garzetta (little egret), 3442 nucleotides long. It is a transcript of the gene MED24, whose product is annotated as mediator complex subunit 24. Bases 6 to 2969 code for a protein of 987 amino acids. The record is from RefSeq and is a predicted model, not a curated record. Gene Ontology annotation, cellular component: mediator complex. Gene Ontology annotation, molecular function: transcription coregulator activity. The transcript is spliced from 25 exons. NCBI's taxonomy places the organism in Eukaryota, Metazoa, Chordata, Aves, Pelecaniformes, Ardeidae.